UCUCUCUGUGCAAGCCGCCUCAUAACUCUGCACUCGGUUUCAGACUCGCAAGAGAGGGACAGAGAGCUGAAAAAAGCGUGGGCUUUUGAGAGAGAGAGAAAGGAGCCUGAGCCUAGCUCAAAGAUGUAGACUACUGGUUGGGCAGCUAAAUAAAGAAAGAGAGCUUAUAGAUACAGAGGGGGAACUUAAUCUGCACGCCAAUACAGAGGGGAAAGCAACAGUCCAACUCUGCAAAUGGCAAGUUAGGGUUUUCCAAACUCGUAUUCUCUCCAUCGCUUCACUGAGUUCCACGCUGCCUUUGAUUGUCCUUCCACUCUCACUGGAAAAGAAAGUUUGUAAUUCGCUGCAGAAAUGUUGGAAUACGAAUGGGGAAACCCGUCAACGAUGAUGCUCAACGGAGACGAACCAACCCCAGACCCAGACCAGAACCGCCAGAUUUUCGAUCAUUACACCGCUCAAUCCUUCAACGAUAACCUCGUUCCCCAACCCACUACAACCUUAUUUCACCACCCAACUACACAUCAAGUCAACUCCCUUUAUGACCCACGCGCCUACACCGGCGCCUCCUACACAACUACCCAUCCUUCUCUGCUCUCCCUAGACCCCAUCUCCAACCCUGUCGGAGCUGGUCCUUCAUAUUUCAUUGUUCCAAAGAACGAGGAGAUUUCUCGACCCGCAGAUUAUAUGGCGAGGAUUGGGCUGAAUUUGGGCGGUCGGACCUACUUCUCUUCAGCGGAAGAUGAUUUCGUGAACCGCCUUUAUCGCCGGUCCAGACCAUUAGAGGCCGGUUCGUCAAACGCACCCAGGUGCCAGGCUGAGGGGUGCAAUGCCGAUCUGACGCAUGCCAAGCACUACCAUAGGCGCCACAAGGUCUGUGAAUUUCACUCCAAAGCGUCUACAGUCAUAGCGGCCGGGUUGACUCAGCGAUUCUGCCAGCAGUGCAGCAGAUUCCAUCUUCUUUCAGAAUUCGAUAAUGGAAAGCGCAGUUGCAGAAAGAGAUUGGCGGAUCACAAUCGCCGCAGGCGAAAAUCACACCAGAUUAAUCAAGAAACUCACAAGUCACAACCGGAAACUGCCCGCAAUUCUUCUUCUGAGAAUCUCACAAGGUCUCCACCGGAUUCUGGAGUUCAUAAUUCGUCGUCCUCGGUGACUGUGGCAGUAUCCCCGCCUCGAAUGUUUUUGGAUUGUUUCAAGCAAAGACCAUAUCAAGCUACUGCAUCUUCUUCCUCUGCAUCAUCAAGCUCACUGUUUUUCUCAAGUGCGUAGUAGUGCCACUGAAAUUCAAGAGAGGCGCAUUUAGCAGUAACAUAGUGUUUACGUCUAAUUUUCAUUUUCAUUUUCAUUUUCUUUUCUCUUUCCCUUUUCUCCCCUCAUAUUUCAAUGUUCACCCAUGAAUUGGUGUUGCUUUAUAACAUCAUAUGGAGUAUUAUCAACUAAUAUAUAAAUGUUUAAUUAUAUGUA
Hevea brasiliensis (rubber tree) is the source of this 1461-nucleotide messenger RNA. RefSeq names its product squamosa promoter-binding-like protein 8. Gene Ontology annotation, molecular function: DNA binding. Lineage: Eukaryota; Viridiplantae; Streptophyta; Magnoliopsida; Malpighiales; Euphorbiaceae. The coding region runs from base 352 to 1266 and encodes 304 amino acids. The record is from RefSeq and is a predicted model, not a curated record. Gene Ontology annotation, cellular component: nucleus. The transcript is spliced from 4 exons.